This is a messenger RNA of Penaeus monodon (black tiger shrimp), 2495 nucleotides long. Its product is annotated as facilitated trehalose transporter Tret1-2 homolog. Gene Ontology annotation, cellular component: membrane. Gene Ontology annotation, biological process: transmembrane transport. Gene Ontology annotation, molecular function: transmembrane transporter activity. The record is from RefSeq and is a predicted model, not a curated record. Lineage: Eukaryota; Metazoa; Arthropoda; Malacostraca; Decapoda; Penaeidae.
GUAGUUGCCGCCGUGUCCUCCGGCCUCGCCUUCGCGGGAGUGAUGACCCCCUGGGCCUUCCCCUCCGUGUCCCUGGGUCAGCUCACAGAGGAGAGGUCAGCGGUCCAUCUCACGCAGGGUCAGCAGGACUGGUUCACGAAUCUGCCUUUGUUCAUGCUGAUUCCUGGCUCGGUGGUGGGCGGGGCGCUGGCGGAUCUGCUCGGGCCCCGGACUCUGCUGCUCCUGCUGACCCCCCUGCUGACUGCUGCCAUGGCGGCCAUGCACUUGGUGUCCUACAAGGCGGUGCAGGACGCGGGUUUGGCUGAGGCCCUGCUGCUGGCGUCGCGGGUCCUGCAGGGGGCGUCCGCGGCGCUGAUGAACCCCACCGUGUCCGUGUACCUGUGCGAGGUGACGGAGGAGCGCUUCCGGGGGACGCUGGCCAGCCUGGUGGACGCCUGGGCGACCUUCGGCUUCCUGCUGACGUACGUCGUGGGGAGUUUUUUGGCGUGGCACUCCCUGGCACUCGUCCUGCCCGCCUGCUUGCUCGUGCCGGCCUUCCUCGGGCUCUUGGUGUCCCAGGAGUCCCCUCUGUGGCUGGCGAGGAGGGGGAAGGAGAAGGAGGCGCUGCGCGUGCUCGAGACGCUGCGCAGCUCUCCGGAGGACGUGAUGAAGGAGUUCGACGGCGCGGCGGCGUCCGAGGAAAAUGCGUCCUGCUGGGAGGCAGCGAGGAUGCUCGUCAGGAAGUCCAACCUCGUGCCGAUCGCCGUCUCGAUGUUCCUUCUGCAGGCCAAGGAGCUCUCCGGGAACAACGCCGUCCUCAUCUACAUGCCCCAGAUCUUCCAGCUGGCGGGCGUCGGCAUGCCCCCCAACACCAGCAGCAUCGUUGUCAUGGCGACGCGCCUCGCCUGCAACUUCGUCGGGUCGGCGCUGCUGCAUCGCCUGCCGAGGAAGUGCCUCAUGCUGGCCGGCGCCGCCCUCAGCGCCGCCGCCACCAGCGCCCUCGGCGCGUUCUUCUUCGUGCAGGGGCGCGGCGACGACGUGGCCCUCCUCAGCUGGCUCCCGAUGGCGGCGCUGCUGGCGUUCACGGUGGGCGUGUCCGUGGGCGUGGGCCCCGCGUCGUGGCUGGUGGCCGCCGAGAUCCUCCCGCACCGCGUCCGCAGCCUCGGAUUCGGCAUCGGCGUCACAGGAUACUCGCUGGCCUCCUUCCUCGUCUCGAUGACGUUCGAACGCGUGCGGGGGGCGUGGGGCUCCUACGGCCUCUUCUGGUCCUACUCGGCCGGCUGCGUCGUCUACGCCCUCCACGUCUUCCUGGCCGUCCCGGAGACGCGCGGACGCUCGCUGGCCGAGAUCGAGGACGCCUGGGGACGCCGCUCGAGCGCCCGGACACGGCGAGGCGCGGCCGAGACGGCGCCCGUGUGAGAGGCCGGCACGGGCGCCGCGCCCACCGCCGCCCCUCCUCCUCCGGUCGACUUUACCUCCUCACCAUCACUCCCUCGCCUUUCUUUACUCUGUACAGCUCUCUCGACCAAAGAUAUGAUAACGAUGAUAACCAUAUUGUCAAUAAUAGCCGCUUUAAACCAUUUCUACAACUUGCAAGGCCAGUCGAGUCACACGCCUUUGUGAACAGGAUCUUCAUUUGCUCCAGCGCCUCCCUUCCCAGGAAAAGUGAAAAACAAAAACAAAAACUGGCAACUCGAAAGGAUUCUGGAAAACUCUCAUUCACAGUUUUUCUUUUACUCUCAUCAAAGGACUAUUGUUUUGACGGAUUUCAUAUAAAAAAAAAUAUAUAUAUAUUUCUAUUGUUUUAUAUAACUUUGUUGUUGUUGUUAUUAUUAUUAUUAUUAUUAUUAUUAUUAUUAUUAUUAUUAUUAUUAUUAUAGAACCUGAGUUGCCAGUUUUUCCUUUAUGAAACCACACGGAGCAGAGUUACUGCUUAUGGUUGUCUAGUCAUAUAUUGAAAAAAAAACGUGAUUUAUGUGAUAUGUGAUAUAAAUGCAUGCACAGAUACAUGCAUGUUUAACACCCACAUACAUACAUAUAUUCACACAUACAUAUGUGUAUUAGGUGUUAGGACUGUUACGACUCAGAUAGUAAACAAAUAUUAUUUGUCACAAGGUAUGUAUAUUGCUUAAUUGACCGAUCGCUGUGAUAUUAACACACAUACACACACAUAUAUAUAUAUAUAUUUUUUUUACUUCUGAGGAAAUAUUUGGUAAACAUAUCUUACAACAGACGUCUAUGUUGCGUUUGUCAAUUGUAUUUUUAUUAUUAUUAUUAUUAUUAUUCUGUAUUCAUUAUCAGAAACAUUUUCUAGUCAUGGAAUGCGAAAUUUCUAUAUUUCCUUUUCAGAUAUUUGUAAAGACCUUUAAAGAUAAUGACAUGAGUGAGGAUUUUACAAUAUCAAAGAUCAGAUAAACAGAUAAAUUUCUGUGUUUAUACAGAAAGAAAAAUAAUCCAGAUACUGAGAACAUUGCAGGAAAAGAACAACAAAAAUAAUAAAGCGCAUUGCGAAUCCC